Astyanax mexicanus (Mexican tetra) is the source of this 6165-nucleotide messenger RNA. It is a transcript of the gene rap1gap2b, whose product is annotated as RAP1 GTPase activating protein 2b. Bases 460 to 2643 code for a protein of 727 amino acids. Gene Ontology annotation, molecular function: GTPase activator activity. The transcript is spliced from 24 exons. The record is from RefSeq and is a predicted model, not a curated record. Lineage: Eukaryota; Metazoa; Chordata; Actinopteri; Characiformes; Acestrorhamphidae. Gene Ontology annotation, cellular component: plasma membrane; cytoplasm. Gene Ontology annotation, biological process: activation of GTPase activity; regulation of small GTPase mediated signal transduction.
CUCAUGCUCGGCGUGUGUGGAGUUGAGGGCUGAAGUGAGUAGGGAGCGGCGUAGCAGGUGCAGGAAUCAAAAACUGUCACAGAGCAAGAGAGAAAGAGGGUGGAGUCUGAGGUAAAAUCACUGGAGGAGGAGAGAGAGAGAGAGAGAGAGAGUAAAAGAGAGAUAAACACCAAAGAGAAAGCACUGAGAGUAAGAGUGGAGACUCAAACAGAGAGAGAGAAAGGCACUGAUUGUCGAAGAAAUAUUUAGAGAGUGAGUGAGCAGCACAGAGAAAGGAGAAAGGAAAGAGUGAGAGAGAGACAGAAUUAGUGACAAGGCAAGGCAGUGAGGGAGAAAGAAAAGAGGGAUUGUUAGGGGAACAGUUGGAGUCGUCCAUUCAAAGAGAGAAAGAGAGAGAUAGAGAUAGAGGAGGACAGAAAAAGAGGAGCGAACAAAGAGCUGGACUGGAAGAGUGUGAGCAUGCUGAGGAGGAAGAGGAGUGUGUCUUUCGGAGGUUUUGGAUGGAUUGACAAAUCCACUGUCACUGCUCUUCGAACCCGGAAGCAGGAGUUGCUGACCAUCUCCAAUGUUCCCCUGGCAGACUGCCCACCUUCUCCCCCAAGAACAGCCCCACCCUCCAUGAAGACGGCACAGUUUUUUGACUCCCUGGAAAAGAUGGAGCAGGUGUCAGAAGUGGAUGAGAUGAGGCCAGUCCCACAGAGAGUGAAGGAUGACUAUAUUCCAUACCCAAAUAUAGAACAGGUGCUGCAGCAAGGCGCACCGUACCCUCAGGUGAUCCUGCCACAGUUUGGAGGUUACUGGAUAGAAGACCCUGAAGCUCCAGCCAUAACACCAAACUCAUGGGAGAGCGGUUGUUAUUACGAGGAGGAUGGAGAAGGAGUCAACCCUGGUGGCGAGUUUGGAUACCGUCUGGAGAGUAACUACGCCAUCCGAGCUUACCGCAAGCACUUUCUGGGCAGGGAACACCUCAACUUCUACUGCACGGCCAGUAACCAUGGCAACCUCAUACUGUCCCUCCGCCAAGAGGAGACAAAGGAUCAGGAGUAUCUGCACAUCAUACUGAGGACUCCAUCAAGGACUAUUUAUGACAGGAUUUCUCUCGCAGGUCUGACCGAGCUCCCCAGCGUCCCUCAGUCAGCCAAGUUGCUUUGUGAAGACAUCGUUGGCCUUAGAUUCAGUCCUGUUUUGUACCCAAGGGGCUCUCAGUUAAUAGUGAGCUAUGAUGAGCAUGAGGUUAACAACACCUUCAAGUUUGGUGUCACUUACCAGAAGUUUGGUCAGACUUCAGAGGAGGAGCUGUUCGGGAACAGUGAGGAGACUCCAGCCUUCACAGAAUUCCUCCAAGUUCUGGGAGACUGUGUUGAGCUUCAGGAUUUUAAGGGGUUUCGAGGUGGUCUAGAUGUGUGUCAUGGGCAGACAGGCUCUCAGUCGGUUUACACUGUUUUCAGAGAACAGGAGCUGAUGUUCCACGUCUCUACCAAGCUGCCCUACACAGAAGGAGACACACAACAGCUCCAGAGGAAGAGACACAUAGGAAAUGACAUUGUGGCAGCAGUUUUCCAGGAGGAGGCCACACCGUUCGUGCCCGACAUGAUCGCCUCCAAUUUCCUUCAUGCCUACAUCCUUGUUCAAGUGGAGAAUCCUUGUACAGAGAACACCACGUACAAGGUGUCUGUCACAGCGCGAGACGAUGUGCCGCAAUUUGGCCCGCCCCUCCCAAACCCUCCAGUUUUCAAAAAGGGUCCAGAAUUUCGAGACUUUCUGCUGACCAAGCUGAUCAAUGCAGAGUUGGCUUGCUAUCGGUCAGACCGAUUUGCCAAGCUUGAGGAGAGAACACGAGCAGCAUUGCUGGAUAACCUCCAUAAUGAGUUGCACAGGCAGACUCAGGCCAUGCUGGGUCAUCCGCUCAGUAGUGAGGAGGAGCGCAUGGAGAACGGAGGACAUGGAGGAAUACUGGAGUCUAUUAAGCGGGCAAUGCGUGUGCGCAGUCACUCCAUGGACACGAUGGUGGGCUCUCAAAAGCACAGCCGCUCCUCCGCAGGGGGAGGGGGGGUGCCCACCAGUCUGAGUGGAGCGGGCCUCACCCAUAGCAACGCUGAGUGCAAUAAAACCUCGUCUCCCUCAUCAUCUACCACUAAAUCUCCUCUGAAGAGUCCAGUAAAGAGGCGCUCAGGACUCUUCCCGCGACUGCACACCAGCAUGGAUGGACAGUCUGAACGUUCAACGCGAAGUGUGCUGUGUGAUCAGAGGAGUCUGGACAGCGGUCAUCUCUCGCAGGAAGUGAGGUCAGAGACAUCCUCAAACCCCAGUUCUCCUGAGAUCUGCCUGGAUAAAGACAGGCCGACUCUGAAGCUAAAGGACUGCAGUGGAAGGCCAGUUAUUUCCCGCUCAUCCUCCAGCACCAGUAGCUUCAGCAGCGCUGCUGGAGACACAGACACACUGGAGGAAGGAGACCCUAACAAUCUCCAAGUUUCCCCCACUUUCUCGCCUGUGUGUAGUUCCUCUCUGGGCGUGGAGGGGCAGAGCGUAGGAACUCCAGUUAUUAUGUGCCGCAGUCCCACAGAUUUUAAAAACAGGAACUCCCCCAGAUCCAAUCUGAAGUUCCGCUUCGACAAACUGAGCAGCACAACAGCUGGGCAUUAGUGAAACAGCAGUGACGAGAGACCAGGAGCACUGUGUGAAGUCACAUCAGACACUGGCUGUGGAAUGACACCACAUCGCACUGAGGAGGAAGGACACUGGAGAUGAAAUUAUUUCUAAGGCUUCGUCUGCCUCUGAGGCAGCGUUUGUUGUUGGACUGCACACACUUUAUAAACACUGAUUACACACUCGCUUCAAAUUUGGAACAUUAAACCACUUCAAAUCAUGUUAACGUAGAACAUUACGCCUACGCCUUUCUCCUACAACACAAAGGCUUCUGAGAAGUUCCUAAAAGGAUGGUGUUAGAGCUUAUGAUAGCAAUAGAUAUAUUUUGUAGACAGUGGACAGUGACAGUCAUGCAAAUUAGGAUAAAAGCAUCAUAUAUUUUAUUCCAAAGCACAAAACAUUCUCCCACAUUUCCUCAUUUAUCUCCAGCCAUUGUUCAGAUUGUGCACAUUUGUCACAUUUUAUGCUGGUGGCAGGAAAGACAGCGACAAACUGCCUCUGCUAAAUCAGGGGAAUGAGAUGAGAAAAUGACUUCGUUUUUUUCCUCACAUCUAUUUCUAUGCUUAGUAAAGGGCAUGCAAGAUUCAGAUUCAAAGAGAUGGAAUACAUUGUAGUACAUUACUCAGUUGAGUCUGUUUUUUCACAUUAACACAGAAAGCGAUAAAUGGGGUCUAUGAGAAUGUUGUUUAAUUUUAGUUUCAGUACUGUGCACACUUUUAGGCACCUGUACAAAUUAUUAAAAAUUUAAAAGCUCCUGAUCUGGGCAAUAAGAGUUUAUUUACCCAAUAAAUUAAUACUAGAAUUAAUACAAUGAACAAUAAUCAAUACAGACACCAUCCAAAAGAGAAACAACAGGUGCGCAAAAUGAAGAGUCUAUGGCAUCAGUGCGUCUCUAUGAGUGCUAAGUUAAUUAUUCAGCUAUUAUUCAUAAUGCAGAAACUAUGUGGAGAUGCACAGGUUUAUAUUAUAGGGACUUUAAAUCUGAUGUUAUAAUAAAUAAUAAUAAUAAAUAAUAAUAGUUAUAAGAGUGAAAAACUGAAGUGUGGGCUUACAAUACAGGGUCUAGUAGCAUUAUAAAUUUUAAGGUAAUGUUAAAAAUUACCAGUGAAAACUCAAUAGACUUAAUUAAUAUUUUAGUACACAUAGAAAAUGAAAAUGUCUACACCUUUUAAAAUCAUAUUUACAAAAUUCUCCCACUGUGUGCUUCAACUCUCUCCAACACUGUUACAACUAGUGAGACUGUAUUAAUUUCUGUUUUAAUUUUAAUGUUUUAAUUGGCGGUAACUUUAGGAAGGGGCUUUACUCUUACAGCUUUAAAUCAGGUGAGCUUGAACUGAAAUCUAAAACCAAAUUGAUUUAAAAAAUGUUAUAAAUGUGUUAUAAUGUGAAAAAUUCUUAUUGCUGAGAUUAAAAACCUCAUUUUGUGGCUAAAACGUCGAGGGAAGACAUUUCUUGACCAUGUUAAACCACCAAACUUUCCAAUCUAAAGGUUUCCAGCCAAUGUCUUUCAUCCAUCAACUCAAACAACUACAGUGAAAUUGGGUUUAAAGCUAUUAGUUAUUCAGCUAUUAGACAUUUUCCAGCAUUUGCACAAAGUGGUUCUAAAGAGAUUAACUUUACUCAGUUAAUACUCCACCAACUACAGACCUUCUUAUACCACUCAUAGUAUUUAUUCUAGUUUCACAAGUGCUGUAUUCGAUGCACAAAACAAACUUGAGCACAGUAUUUGUUUAUAUCAAGUCAAAUAAAAGCAGAAAUGCCAUAACUUACUUAAGAUUAGCUGUUUUUGGAUAGUGUCUUUUUACAGGCUGAUGAAUCAUAAAUAUGUUUUACUGUUUGCCGCUUGUUUGGCCUCAAGUCGUCACUAUGAAUUGACCAAAUCUGCUAAUCAUACCUGUCAAGUUUUGGACUUAAAAAUAAGGGAAAUUUUCCGUCACCUGCUUCGAGUCGCCCACCAACCCAACCGAGGUUCAGAAUCCCUUAUAUUUUAAGACAGGUUUACAAUAAAUCUAAAUAACCACCUGGGAACAUUUUACAAACUACAAUUAGAUUAUCAAAAUCUGACAGGUCUAUCUUUGUUGACACUGAAAUGUUGUGGACAUUCCUACAUAUGUAAUUCUUAUAAUACUGCCUAAGUUAAACCCUUUUCUAGACAUUUACAUGAAAUCAUCAGCUUUUACAAAAAUGACAUGGACCAGAUAUAUUGCAUAAGUAAAUAUUAGUCCAAAGGGGCCUAAACAAUUAAUAAUUUAAUUAAUACUUCUUUCUAUUGAUCAGUCCAGUCCUGUCAGUCAGUUAAUUUCAGCCCUCUUCACAUUUUCUCUCUCCAGAUCAACCAUCUCUUUUGCCCCUUCUAAAUAUUAAAUUACACCACAAUACUCUUAAACUAGCCCUGAACUAAUAAAAUAAAUACAGUUUCGUUCAUUAUAGCUUACAGUAGGCCUGCAAACCUAAAUUAAUAAACACAGUUUGAAAAUGAAAUAGUUAUUGGCUGAUCAGGGCAGGUUGAACAUCUAAUUGUAAAGUUAAGCUAACUGAGUCACAAGCUGUAUUUUCUUAAGCACACAGUCGGUUUGAUCCGACUGUUUCAGAAACAACGUCAUCAUAGUUUACAUGUUUAGCUCCGUUACCUCGCUGUAUAUCCAGAUAUGCUUUAACGUCAGCUGCUCCGACUAGCUCUCACAGCGAGGGGGGCGGGGCUUUCCUACAUUGCGCUCCGCGAAACCAGGAACCUGAUUGGCUGUUUCACCUGAAAGGCGGGACUUUCUCCUUGAACCGGCACUACCAUUGGUUAAGAGACACACAGUGACCAGUGCCCUGUCGCCUCAUUAGUAAAGUUUUUUUUUAUAUAUAAUACGGGAAAUUUACUGGAAAAUACUAAUACGGGAGGACGGCGGGAAAGAGGAGUAAAAUACGGUAGUUUCCCGGCCAAAACUUGACAGGUAUGCUGCUAAUACAACCAUGUCUGAUGUUUUUACCCAAGAAUGCCUUGUUGCAGCUCAUUAAAACACCUACCUUCAUCCACAGACAUGACAUUCCAGAAGCUGCACAACUCUUCACAUCGUCUGUAAAAUCCACAUGGCUGGAUCUCGUCAGCCUUUCUGCAAAUGCAGCGCAACAGACCAAGAGUUUCAGUACCACUUGCAUUUUUAUUGGCUGUACUGUGUAUGUUAAUUCAUUAUUCCAUGACUGACCUUGCUGUACAAAUGUAGGAUGAUCUCACCUGUAUGUAUAUGUAUUGUGUAAAUUUGUUAAUGCAGGAUUAGAAAAUCAGAAUAUGGCCAAACAGAAUUUAAAAUCGCACAUGUUUAUAAACAGCUCUAAUGUGUGACACUGUUUUAGAAAGAAAAUGAAUGUCUGUAUAUUCUCUGGGAAAGAUGUAUAGAGAAAUAUUUUGGUUUCUUGUGGUCUAAAUGAUUCCUCAGAUGUUUUAAUUUAUUUCACUAUGAUUGUUCUGCUAUAUGUUUAAAUGUAUCUUUAUGACUGCUGAUUUUUCCAGAAUAAAAAUUGUAUUUUGCA